AUGGAGCUCCACUCCCUUACUAAGAACAGCAGCCAGACAGACGUGUGUGAUGCUGGGGACUGGAGUUUAAGAGGGCCUCCUGGGGACCAGGCAGAUGCAACUGCCACUAGAGCUGCCCUCUGCUGCCAGAGACACUGUGCAUCAACAGCAAGGGCAACAGAGAUGGAAGCGUCUAAACUUAGCCUUUCUCCAGCAUCCCCCUCCUCUCUGCAGGACAGUGUUGUUCAGCCAGACUCCUUCGCACCAGGACCUGUCAAUUCUGGGAACGGCCUAAUAACAGCUGAAUGGAAAGUCUGCAACUGCUGCAGCCAAGAAUUAGAAACUUCUUUUACUUAUGUAGACGAGAAUGUCAACUUAGAGCAGUGGAACCAGAGCUCCCCGUCGACAAAAGGGAGUAAUCACCCGGCAACUCUUGGCUGGGGAAAUCCAAAUGAGUGGCCCCAUGAGGCUACCAUGUCCUUGAUAUCAGAAGAUGAAGAUGAUACAAGUUCUGAAGCCACUUCUUCAGGGAAGUCAGUAGACUAUGGUUUCAUCAGUGCCAUCUUAUUCUUGGUCACUGGGAUCUUGCUGGUAAUCAUUUCUUACAUUGUCCCACGAGAUGUGACUGUGGAUCCCAACACUGUGGCCGCCCGGGAGAUGGAACGCCUAGAGAAGGAGAGUGCAAGGCUGGGUGCUCACCUGGACCGCUGUGUGAUUGCUGGACUCUGCCUCCUCACACUGGGGGGUGUUGUUCUGUCUUGUUUGCUAAUGAUGUCUAUGUGGAAGGGGGAGCUGUAUCGUCGAAACCAAUUUGCCUCUUCCAAAGAGUCUGCAAAACUGUAUGGUUCUUUCAACUUCAGGAUGAAGACCAGCACUAAUGAAAACACACUGGAACUAUCCUUGGUAGAGGAAGAUGCUCUUACUAUACAGAGUUAA
Molecule: messenger RNA, 915 nt
Organism: Orycteropus afer afer
Lineage: Eukaryota; Metazoa; Chordata; Mammalia; Tubulidentata; Orycteropodidae
Gene: TMEM74
Product: transmembrane protein 74
Exons: 1
Coding region: 1-915 (304 amino acids)
Source: RefSeq, a predicted model, not a curated record